GGCAGUUGGCAUCAGUGUCAUUUCUCUUAGCGCGAGACAAGGAGAACAGUGGGGAGGUGAGAAAAACGUACGAGCUGUUCACCUGCUAAACCACCACGCGGAAAAAGUUCAAAAUAGGAAAUAUGAAAACUGACAUCUGACACCAUCAUAAUCCAGUAAGAGCACAAUGCUGACUCUUCCGUUUGAGGAUCCUGUCAUAAUGGACACUCAAUUCGGGGGAAACUUUCCACGGGACUGCGUGGGUGAAAUGAAGGUCAAUAAACAAGAGCCGUUUAAAAAGGAGGAGACGCUCUCCCACGCGAUGGAGGAUGAGGAUUCGGAGAAAGAUGAGGACGAAAGGGAAGACGGACAGGACGAGAACGGUCUGCCUCGGAGGAGAGGGCCUCGGAAAAAGAAAAUGACCAAAGCUCGGGUGGACCGGGUCAAGAUGAGGCGCAUGGAGGCCAACGCAAGGGAGAGGAACCGAAUGCACGGUCUGAACAACGCCCUGGACAGCCUACGCAAAGUGGUGCCCUGCUACUCCAAAACCCAGAAACUGUCGAAAAUCGAAACCCUACGGCUGGCCAAGAACUACAUCUGGGCGCUUUCCGAGAUCCUAAGCACUGGGAAGAGGCCUGACCUCUUGACCUUCGUUCAGACCCUGUGCAAAGGGCUCUCGCAGCCCACCACCAACUUAGUGGCCGGUUGUCUGCAGCUGAACGCCAGGAACUUCAUCACGGAUCAGAUCAACAGCGAGGCGUCUUUCUCUGGUAGGUCACCGUACGACUCAGUGUACACGACCUACCACAGUCCGGGCGUGGUGACGCCCUCUGGACCCUCCGGAGAUGCCGUCAAACCCUUCAGGCCGUUCAACUACUGCAGCUCCUACGAGACUUUCUACGAAAGCGUCUCGCCGGAAUGCGGAAGCCCUCAGUUCGACGGUCCCAUAAGCCCUCCUAUUAACUUUAACGGGAUCUUUUCCCUUAAGCACGAAGAGCCGAUCGAAUACGGCAAGAGCUGCCACUACGGCACGCGCUAUUGCGCGGUCCCGCCGCGCUCCUCCAUCAGCCAGAGCGCGAGAGGCUCGUCGGAUCUUCAUUUCCCAUAUGACAUUCAUCUCCGCGGCCAGUUUUACCCCGUGCAAGACGAAUUAAACACUUUUCAUAAUUAAUGAGAGAAAGUCAAAUGUAAGUGAAAAGGACUGAAAAUGCAAGACUUUCAAUCGCACAUGUAUUAUUUAUAAAGUUUAUCUCUGAUUUGGUUUUUGGGGUGUUUUAUUAUUUAUCAUUUUUGAUUAAAUGGAAUGUGCUUACAGUGUUCCUAAAUGAAUUGUUUUUGUUGAUUUUUAAACUGUUCGACAAAAUGUGUGGUCUGAUGGGAAAAUAAUCCACCAAUAAUAUUGUAUUUUACGCUAAUGAUAUUUAAGUUUUACGUUUGUGUUCAUUUAUGAGUAUUAAUAGAGCUAAAAAUCUGUCAGUAAGGUCUAUUGCCCCAAAAGGCAAAAUUUAAUUAUAAGGUCAUUCAAAUAUUUGCGAUGAAAAUUCAGUAAAAUAUGAGAGCAAUAAUUGCUACGGGUGCUAUGCAAUACAUAGUCUAUAAUUCUCGAUCUGGCCCUUUGUUUAUCCACAUAAAUUUGUCUAAACAAUGUUCACACAAAGUUCAAAAUAUUAUAGUGUUAAUAAGACUUACUAACUCAUCAUUCUGUAAUACAUAAAUGUUUAUUCGUUUAUGAAAAGUAACAAAAAACGAACAACAUGAAUUUUAUUUAUUUCCUUUUAAUCAAACUUUCAUUAUUAAUUACGAAGGUUUCGUGAUGUUUUACACAGGACACUGUUUAUAUGUCGGUAAAUAAAUUGAAUCAACCAUUGCCUCUUAUUAAUAAUAGCCUAAUAAUAAUAAUAAUAAUAAUAAUACAUUCAGAUCAACAGGAAGAGGCAAUUAUUGAAUCAAUUUAUUUUCCUAUAGAAGAUGAUAUAUUUAAAAAAAAAAAAAAAAGGCCUAGGCUAUAGAUGUAAUUCUGAAAAACGAAAUAAUUAUGGUAUAUUAUUAAUUUAUAAUGUUUGUUUCAUUGAUUUCAAUUUGUGUAAUUUAACUUUAAAUGUGGACAAUCGAAUUUUAAGUAUCCUCUUCAUUUCCAAAUAAAUCGCAUUUGUCUAUACGCAUAAUUUUCAGAAUGAUGAUAAAGGAAGAUCACAACACGAUGCUGUAGUUAUGCAACAGAUUGUUUGACAAUUCUGUCUUUUCUCAAAUGUAAAGUCGUCGAUAUAUUGGUGGCAUUGCGUACAAUCUCGGAACAAUCACUGUAAGGAAAUGCAUUUGAAGCAUGUAAAAUCUCUAAUGGAAAGGUCUGUGUGCUGUCUAGUGAACUCAUGUCACGGGAAAACCUGCCUUAAUAUAUUUGUCACGCAUCAUUUAUGCAAUGUCUACAGUGGUGGAUUCGUGCAUUCUGAUUUUUCUCACCAAAAGGGAUUUUUUUGUGUGUGUGCAAAAAUGACUGAAUGAACUGAAACUGGUCUUUGUACACUGUCAAGCUGUUUUGUACAGUAAAAUAAAGUUUAAUUGAAUACA
This is a messenger RNA of Ctenopharyngodon idella (grass carp), 2547 nucleotides long. It is a transcript of the gene neurod6a, whose product is annotated as neuronal differentiation 6a. The record is from RefSeq and is a predicted model, not a curated record. The transcript is spliced from 2 exons. The coding region runs from base 167 to 1150 and encodes 327 amino acids. Gene Ontology annotation, molecular function: protein dimerization activity. NCBI's taxonomy places the organism in Eukaryota, Metazoa, Chordata, Actinopteri, Cypriniformes, Xenocyprididae. Gene Ontology annotation, biological process: regulation of DNA-templated transcription; nervous system development.